Armigeres subalbatus is the source of this 10538-nucleotide messenger RNA. RefSeq names its product nephrin (gene sns). Gene Ontology annotation, molecular function: protein binding. The record is from RefSeq and is a predicted model, not a curated record. The coding region runs from base 1947 to 6152 and encodes 1401 amino acids. Lineage: Eukaryota; Metazoa; Arthropoda; Insecta; Diptera; Culicidae. The transcript is spliced from 24 exons.
CGUGCUGGAUCUUUACCCCGUGACGACAUCCCGGAUUGGAACCGUAACUGGGCACCGUGAAUGGGAACCGCUGAAUGUUGCCACCGCGUACGGUGUGUUUUCGGGUGCCCCCGCCCCUCUCGUGAUACGUUCCGUUGAAAAUCCAGGCAGGAGCACAGGAAGGAAGAGAAACGGCGAAGAAGCGUUCGGUGUGAUGAAUAGAGUGGUACGAGGGGUAGACGGAUGGAUGGAUCAAUCGCGCGCGUAGAUCUUGAUUGGUGUUGAUUGGGGUGGAUUGAUUUUUUUAAUCGGAAUCGCUGUGAGAGGGAAAUCGUUUUGAUUUCACGGGUUCGACGAUUUCUGGAAAAACACACCAAUACCAGCGAAAAACAAACGGGGAAAGGGCUGGAAAGUGUCUCACACUGCUGACCCAGUGCAAGUGGCAGAGAGAGGGAGAGUGUGAGAAAACGUGCGAAAGGAGGAAAAUCCAAGAGAGAGUGCAGUGAAUGGUGAUAGUUUUGCAAAAAGGAUGCUGUCGUUGUCCAGGCAAUAAUAUGAAGGAUAGCUGACGCCGUUUCGAUAACUUAGAAUUGCGGCUACUGUUAAGAAUUCCGUGUGAAUAUCUUCAGCCGCGGAAGCCUUGCAGCUAAGGAGCGUGUUAAGGACUGUGUACCGCGAUUGUGUUGGUGCGAGCGAAUUUAUCCACCCGACACGAGAGGGAUGCUGUAGAGAUGCGGAAAAUCAGCGUUCGCCCCGCUGUGGCUUUGGGGUGAGAGUUGGGAAAAUUUCGGAACACCAAUACACUGCAGAACAGGCCAGGCUGGACCAAGGUUAGAGGAAGCACCUUACGCACUGGGUGACGAGAGCAAGUGCGAGAGUAUGCCAACGAUGGCGCUUUUGACAUCUGGAAGAGUUUUCCAAUACAGUGGCUAGUGUUGUGUUGGGGCUAUUCGAGGCGUGUUUAGAGCGCUGGGCAGACGGAAAACGAAUCCUUCAGGAAUCGACAACUUCGAUGUUGUUGUUGUUGUUUUCGUAGUUAAACGUCAAAAACGAGUGAACCCAGAAUCGCUGUCCCCAGCAUAGCAAAAUCGGUCGACAAACCAAUGAAAUGGGGGUGGAUAAUGUGCGAGGUCGCAAGUGAGCCGAUAGAAGAUUUGUGAUAGAGAGGUUGGCCGAAACAUACGAGUGAUGCUGCUCAGACAGCGGCAGCGUUUAACGAUGGCCCGGCUGCGACGUCGAUGUCGGCGGUGAUAAGGCUAAUGAUAGCUGCCCGUCCCAGUAGUGCAUGAAAAGGGGUGGAUUCAGUGAAGUUUCACCAAAGCUAUUAACGAUCCGAAAUCGAAAGAAAGUCAUGUAAUUCGAAGGGUGAAGUUUGCAACGUUACGCUUUUCGACAGAAUAUCUUGCUGACGAUUCUUUGAUUAAAGAAAAGUGCGUAAGAUAGUGUUGCCUUCCAUCGAGGCGAAUAGUAGUAAUACUGUGCCCCCUAUCCAUUUGGUUGCUUACGUGCCAAUUCCAAAUCCUGAUGGUUGUGAGUUCUUGCAGUGUAAUUGAUUUGUUUGGAUUCGGUGAAGUGAGCUGAUCAAGAAAUAUCUACUUUCACCUAUUAUACCCGAUGAGAUUGUAUUGCUACCAGCUUCUUCUAUUUGUAUAAAGAGAUACAUAGCUAAGAUAGUCAAUAUCUGCUGGUAGGAUUAAUACAGUGCCAGUGAAUCACAUUUAUCCACAGCAGGAUUAUAGUGAAUCAUCGGAUCAAGUGUUUUUCCCUUCAAUUAGCAGCUCUAUUUGCAACUAGGAAUAUCAAAAUGACCCAUCACCAGCAGUUGCAGAUUCAGUCGAUUCUAAUAAUUCUAUCAGGUAAUUGAUCGCCCGAGUGACAUCAGCGGACACCGCGUCGGGAAUCGACAACAGAGCCACCACCCUUCCCCCUGGCAAGGACCGAACGCCGAUGAUUUGGUGCCAUAAAGAAUGACGCGGCUCAUCCACUCAAUUACGCUAAUAGUGAUACCAGUGCUGCUCGUCGGCAGCACCAGCAGUCAGCAGCAAAAGUUUCGGAUGUUGCCCAAGGACCUCCAGGUGCUGGAAGGUUCCGAGGCGCUGCUGCGAUGCGAAAUCAACAACCUGGCCGGUGCGGUCCAGUGGACCAAGGACGGAUUUGCGCUGGGGUUUUCCACGACGAUACCGGGCUACCCGCGCUACUCGGUGCUCGGUGACCACCAUGCGGGCGUCUACAACCUCAAGAUCUCGAACGCGUCGCUGGAGGACGACGCCGAGUACCAGUGCCAAGUGGGGCCGGCCAAAUUCAACUCGGCCAUCCGUGCCAACGCCAAGCUGAUUGUGAUAUCUCCACCAUCAUCCAUCGAAAUUCAAGGCUAUAAAGACAAUUCCAAGGUGGAAGUCAGGGAAGGGCAGGACCUGACCCUGACCUGUGUGGUGGCGAACUCCAAACCCGUGGCGCAGAUCGUCUGGAAACGGGGGAACUCUGAAGUUAAAUCAGAUUCCAUCGAGAACAAAGUCAUCGAAACCGAAGGCAAACGCUACACGGUGACGUCCCUGCUCCGGAUCAAACCCGGUGCGGCCGAUGACUACAUGGGCUACACCUGCCAGGCCAAGCACAAGGCCCUCCACCCAGACAAACCGCUGCAGACGACGGUCCAACUGUCCGUGCUGUAUCCACCGGGAGCGCCGUACAUCGACGGCUACAAGCAGGGCGAGACGCUGCGGCGCGGUCAGAGUGUGGAGUUGAUUUGUGCCAGCCGGGGAGGCAACCCGCCGGCCCAGUUGAUUUGGUACAAGAACGGCGUGCAGGAGCGGAUGGCCUACAGGACGUCGGAGCGUCUGUCGGAGAACAUUUACAAGUUCAUAGCGGAAGCCGGUGACAACAAGGCGACGCUUCGGUGCGAGGCGAACAACAUCAUGGCGAAGGCACCGCUGAAGACCGAGGUGGUGCUGAGUGUGCUGUUUGCUCCAACGCACGUUACCAUAUCUGGCCCAUCGGAGGCCCGCGUCGGCGAUCGGGUUCCGCUGCAGUGCCAAACGGCACCGUCCAAUCCGCCGGCCGAAAUCAAGUGGAGCGUCGGCGGACACCAGGUGAAAAAUGCCACAUCCCGUACGGUGGAAAGCCCGGAAGGCGGCUGGAUCACGAUGUCGAACAUCACGGCCCCGGUGGACGCCAGCAAACGCUCGCUGGUGGUCAUCUGCCACGGACUGAACAUGCAGCUGACCGAGAAUGUCGUGUCGACCCACACCGUGAACAUACUGCUGCCCCCGAGCCCGCCGAUAAUCUCCGGCUACGAGGAAGGUCAAAUCAUCCCGGCCGGAUCCGUCCAGAAGCUGGGUUGCAUGUCCACCGGGGGAAACCCCCUGGCGACGCUCACCUGGUACAAAAACGACAAGAAGGUCAAUUCCGCCGUAAAGACAGCGGACAAAUCCGUUUCGGCCGAACUCACCAUCCUGGCAAAUGUGACAGACAAUCAGGCACGCUACCGCUGUGAAGCCCACAAUUCGGCCACCGAGAUUCCGCUGUUCCAGACGAAAACCCUUAGCGUCCACUUUGCCCCGGAGACGGUGAAGAUAACGAUCGACCCACCCGAGUUGAAGCCCGGCAUCGAAGCGACGUUGAUCUGCGAUUCGAGCUCGAGUAAUCCGCCGGCGAUAAUUUCCUGGUGGCGCGAUGGCAUCGCAGUACAAGGUAUAAAUAACUCGUCCAAACCGGGCCUCUGGGGUGGCACCGUAUCGUCGCUGGAACUGAAGGUAAACAUCACCCAGGACAUGAACGGAAACGUCUAUACGUGUCAGAGCACGAACGAGGCAUUACAGCGCAGCGUACACGAGGCAGUCAAUUUGCAAGUACUAUAUCCGCCGAAAUUUUCGCCACCGCCCUCGUCAACGGUUGUCGGCUUCGAAGGCGAACCACUUACGGUUGGCAUGGUGGCCAACGGUAAUCCCAUGUCGAUUGCAUACACCUGGACCAAGGAAGGCCUCCCGAUUCAAUCGCCAGGUGUCCAACGAAUCGUUUCCGAGGGACCGAUCCUCAACAUCACCAAGCUAACGCGGAACGACGCCGGAAUCUACACGUGCGAAGCCGUCAACUCUCAGGGCUCGGCGAUGAUUAAUAUCACAAUCGUGGUCGAAUAUGGCGCAUCGAUAAAAUCCAUCUCCGAGAACGUGGUCGUAAAUCCCGGCGAGGAUGCCAUGCUGUCCUGCACCGUUGAAGGCAAACCACUGAACGAGGAGCACAUUCGCUGGGAACGGAUCGGGUACGACAUGACGAUAAAAACGUCGACAACGUACGCCAACGGAACGAGCUAUCUGCACAUCAAGGAUGCACGGCGCGAGGAUGUUGGCAAUUUCCGCUGUAUCGCUGAUAAUCGUGUUGCGAACCCAACCAGCCGUGAUGUUUUAUUGAUUGUGAAAUUCAUCCCCGAAAUCGACAAGUCCCCACCGAUGCUCCGCGCAGCGGCCAGCUCCGGCGAACGCGGCCGCCUUCCGUGCCGUGCCCAAUCGGCUCCCCGUCCCAAGUUCUACUGGUCCCGGUCCGGCCAAAACCUCAGCGUCAACCAAACGUCCAAGUACCUGGUCGAGUACAAACACAUCGACUCACUGACCUACGAAUCGAUUCUGCUCAUCGAGCGGGUCAGCUCCAACGAUUACGGUGUGUACGAGUGCAUUGCCCGCAACGAGCUGGGCAGCGUCAAGGAGAGCGUCCGACUGGACGUCACUUCGCCCCCGGAUCCCCCGCUCAGUCUCAACAUCCUCAACGUAACCCACGACACUGUCACCGUUGCCUGGACGCCCGGCUUCGAUGGUGGAAUGAAGGCCAACUACCGGGUGCGCUACCGAGAGGCCAACAACGAUCACUACCGCUACGAGGACAGUCUUCCAAACUCGCACAAACUCACCAUCGCCGGACUGCGAAUGAACACACUGUACCUGUUCUCGGUGAUGGCUUCCAACGCGCUCGGCUCCAGCAAGUACCUGCCCGAUUUGACCCGGGCCCAAACCAAAGAUUCCCCGCCGUCCCAGCCGGCAUCGUCGCUGGGCAGUAAGCCCCCGGUUGGCCCGCCGCCGUCCUCCUCCAUCGGGGCCUCCGGGCUGCUGCUGCUGAUCGGGGUCGCGGCCGGCAUUUGUCUAGUUCUGCUCAAUAUCCUGCUCAUCGGAUGCUGCAUCCACCGGCGAACCAGCCACAAGCGCGUGAAACGGGAUUCAUCCAAUCAGAACAGCAAAUCCGCCACCAUUGAAAUGUACGCCCCAAGCUCAUACAAUGACACCGUUACAGGCGAAACGCUGUCCAGCGUGUCGGAGAAGAGCGACUCCUACUCGAAUGACGGAAGUCAACCGGACUACAUGGAUGAAACCCGAAAGAAAGCUGCCUCCACUUAUCUAGUGGAGAACGCGGAUAUGCCACCGCCACGCUAUCAGAAGGACGGUACACUGCCACACUAUCCGAACAAUAUCAACGCAGCUCACACGCGAACUUUACCUCACCCGCGGCACAACAACGUCGUGUACGAACAGCGUAGCCGGGACGACCAGCUGAUAGGAAAGAACAAUUACGUGGCGGCGCCAUCUCCGGGGCCGCCGAUGGACGGGUCGUACUACAAUAUGAACAGCGACCGGUACCUGUCCUAUCCGCCGAUGGUAAGUGGGGACUACCCGCCGAUGGAAUUCUCGACGCCUCCACUGCCAGUGAUACCGGCGCUACCGACCAACAACGGCACCCUGCGGAGGGGAACCCGCGCCAUGGUGCCCCCGCCGGACGUCACGCACCACACGCAGCACACGGCCAAAACGCUGCACGACUCGUCGGCCUCCUCCGGCCUGCUCAACAUCUCCCAAGUGUCCCAAUCGACGCCAAAGCAACCGCAAGGUAUCCUGAAAGACCCCAACAAGCGCAAAGAGCAGCAACAGCAACACCAGCAGUCCGGGCUGCCCCCGGGGGCCGGACUGAACCACCUGAACAACAUCGGCGGCGGCCUGCAGAUGCUCGGUGUUCAGAACCCCUCGCCAGUGCCAAUGAUGGGCGGUCCGCCGCCGGGCCUAGUGCCGGUCAGCGCCGGCAGCAGUAGUUUAGGAAACAAUUUGCUCAUCGGGGCGUACGACCCGAGCAGUACGAACCUGAGCUCGUUCAACGCGUCGCUCGGCUACACGGACGCCGACGGGCACCUAGUGUAGGCCAAUGCCAAGCAGAUGAUAAUAAUUACUAAAUUAGUAGUCUAGGCGUCAAAAUUCGGUAGGGAAAGGUAACUUGAAAUUCUAAUCACUUGAGAACAAAACACAAAAAAACGAAAGAACUGGCGAAACAGGAACGGUCAGAGAUUUUUAAAUUGAUUAGGUCACGCAAAAUACUUAUGAUGAGAGUAAAUGAACGAAGAGGGGCGUCGAAUGGAGACACGGGAAGCGCAGUCAUUGCAGUCCAAGGAAAAACAGAAACACAAAGAGAAUUAAGACAAAGAUAAUUAAAAUUAAAACAUUAAAACAAUCUUUUUAACUUUAAUGAAAAAAAAAACAAAAACACGUAACGGUAAAGUAUGUAUUAACAAUUUAAUUGUUGAGUUUUAAGCGAAUGUAGUUGAGUGAGUGAGGAUCAGAAAAGAAACAGCGCGAGUGUGCGAAACCAUGUUGAUAAUUUUACGUUAAGGACGACAAAAAAACGGGGUUGGGGGUUUCCUCUUUAUCUCGAUGGAUUUCGAAUCAGGAGGAAAACCUCCCCCGCUGCCUAAGGCGUGUGAGAACGGGUGUGAAACGUAAGUCUUCUCAGUUAUAAGUUGCUUUUGAUAUAAGGAUUGGUUUAAGUUUUCGUUCUGCUAGUUUUCUUUUAUGAAACAACUUGUUAGUGUGAUGGUGAGUCCCUCUCAGAUAUAUGUACUUUAUGGUUGCUCCUUUUUCGCAAAAUUGAUUCGUUGAAGGUCAGGGAGAAUUGCUGAAAUUGUUUACAAGACCAGAGUGGUUAAUGAUUGAUCACAAUGAAAUAAAGGGAAACUGAUUGUUCUUUUCAGUAAAGUAGAGCUAAGGUCGGCGUUUAUUGUCAUUAGCCAAAGCUGUAACAGUCUCAUUCAAAGCAAACUUUAUCAGGGUGUAACAUUUCCUUGGAUAAAUAUUUUAAGUGCUGUGUGCGGUUAUCACUGCAACAAAUGCAUAGUGACUAUCAGAUUUAAAAAUAGUCAGACACUUCUUUUAUUGCAAUUCAGUAUCAAUUAUUAACUUCGAGUUAUAACAAAAAGAUUCAGAAAAAUUGGCGGAAUCAAACAACUAUGCGUUCUCAGUUUGUUUAUCCUGAAAGUAAAGACAUUUUCUCAUAUUUUAUUCGUUUUACACCCGGCCCAAUUUUAGAAAAGAUUUUAAAUGCGUUAGAAAGUAACACAAACCCAGUUGUGUCAUGUAGUUUUGAAAAUCCUGGAUUCACCAGUUGUGAAAAAUAUUGAAGCGAAAGAAACGAAAUAGCAUUCAUUAGUCCGGAUCGUAAUAAGAACUUCUUUGCAUUGUGAUUUAUUAUUAACCCGUGUCAUAGAGAUAUCAGUUUUAAAUGGUUUCCAUUUAACCAAAAUUUUCCGAAACCAUUCUUUCAUUAGAAACUCGUAAUCUAACUUGGUGAUACGUGAGAUGUGCACAUGAGGCAGCAAACGAAAGCUCAAAUCGGACACAGCUUGUAAGGAGCCAGAAUGUAGUUGUAUACAAUCGUAUGGACAAUUGAGUGGAAGAAAUGCGAAACGGAUGACCGAUCUUAAACCAGAAACACAGAAGGAAAUUUAUCAAAUUAUACUUAAUCAAUCGCAAAGAGACUAUAAAUGAAACAAACCGUUUUAAAUGUUCAUACGCUGAUGUCAAACUCCGGCACAAAAGGGACAAAACAUAGCAUUCAAAAAUUUCAAACGAAAAAAUACAACCAAGAGUGAAACCAAACCUUCAAUGCAAAAACAGAAACAGAAAAAAAACACACGGUAAACCAAUAUGAAUCGAAAACGAGUUAAAAACAAAUUUUAAGUGUAUAUACGUCUCUGUUCGAUGAAAGACCGAACUAAAUGGCGAAAGAUCGUGUUGUGAUUCCAGUCCAGAGGAGACGCAGCUGUAACUCACAUUAUGCCAAUUAUUAAGUUUAAUAACGAGUUUAAACCAAUCAAAUCCGAAUGGAACGGAACGUGUUGUAUGUGUAAAUAGAAGAAAAGAAGAGAGAAGAUGAAUCAAACAGGUCGAAGCUCCCGAAACCGGGGAAAAAUCUUUUAUUUAUAGAUAAAGUCAUUGAACGUAUAAUAAUUGAUUUUUUAAAAUCUUCGAAAGAAACAUUAGGGAAUAACAGAAUAGCGAAUAAAUCAUAAGCAUAAACACGUGCAUGAGAGGAUUAAACAAAUGUACAUAUUUCUUGUAUUAUACUAUUGACUCUAUGAAUAUAAACAAACGAAAAGUACUUUCAAAAAGUUUUUUUUAAGGAAACGAAACAAAAUUUAUAUACAUGUACUAUAUUAAAACAAAAUGGAAGGAAAUGUUUAAUUUCAUCUUUCAAACAGAGCAAAACUCUAAAUCUGGCAGAAAAUGUAAGAAAUCAGGGAUAAAUUCACAACCAGAGCGACAAAGGAGAACACUCAUCAGUAUGAAAUUAGCGCGAAGAGCUGCAUUUAAACGAAAUAGUCAAUUUUCCUCCCUCUCCCCACUUGAAACGGUUGUUUUAAUUGUGUUAAUGCUCAUUCAAAGCAAAGCGAAACCAGCUUUCUCUCUCAUUCAUAAGAAAGAAAAUGAUUAGCAAAUUUCUUACCUUCUUAGACAAUAAUUAAUUAACCAAAACACAAAUGUAAACAAAAACAAACAAAUUGGGUGCGUGAAGCGAAGGUAGCGAAGCCUUCACUCCGCUCAGUUCAAGUUGAUGACUCUCUUUUUCCGAGGCGAAAACCCAAGACACUUAGAAAUCGAACUGCCCAAGGUUUUUAUGUCCAUCUUGGGAUAGUAUCCCAUUUCAGUUGAAAUGUUUUAAAAACAGAAAAUAACAAACAGGAAAUUAAACGAAACAUCACUCUCAGAAAAGGAAAAUACCUCAAACUCUGAAGCCAUUCUAAGCGAAAAGGCUUGAGCAUAAGAGAGAGAAAGAAAAUCGUGUCACUUAACAAACACUGAAACAAACACUCACAAACGUAUGAAGUGGUAAAUCAAAUGAAAUUUUGUUUUCUUUUGUCUUAGCCAAUAAUUGUUUGUAAAUAUUGUUUUAAGCAAUCAAUCACACUGCAAAUACGCAAAAGCCUCUCCAUCAAAUUAUUUGCCAAAGAAAAAAAAAACAAACAUUGUGAGAAAUGUUGUCAUUUUAAUCGUUCGAUUUUGCUCGCGUGUAAAAAUAAAAACAAAGCAACCGGUGAGAAAUCGAACCAUCGUUUAAGUUAUUCGCUCGAUUAAGUAUUAUUUUUAGUCACUAAAUUGUAAGCCCCUGGUCCCCAACUCUUUUCCGUACAUUGUACUAAGUUGCUGACACAAACAUGGAACAAACGAGAGCUUAACCGUACUAAAAUACUCUUUAAAGGUAGAAACGCGAACCGCGGUUUUAAUUUUAGUUUCACGACCUAUCAAUACUAACACAAGUGGUAUCAAUGAUUACAACGAUCCAAGUAUCUAAUCCCUUUUAGUCGAUUAAUUUAUUUGCCACCCCUUCCACCCUCCGCUGGGACGACGAUGGAUAGGAUUCCACCAUCCAAAUCCGAGGAUAAGAUUUUGUUUUUCAAAUGAUCUCAUAUAUGCCCCCUCCUCACACACACACAUACACAAUGAUGCAUAAGAAAUCAACAAAACAAACAAACGAUGUGUAACCGUGGCAACCCGAUUUCCUCCUGAUUUUUGUUGUUCCGUUGAAAGCUCAACCUGAUUCCCAAUCCCGCGUUGAAAUUUUAUGUUUACCAAGCUCAUGAAGUGAAUAGAACUUCAUGAAAUUCACGAACCCAAUCAACACUUCACUUUAGAUAGCCAAUGAAACCAAUAGCAACCAUUAGAUCAGUUCACUUGUAAUUCAAUACGAACCCCCCAGAGAAAUUUAUUUGAUAAAACCCCAAACGAAAACAAACAAACAAUCAAGACACGGAACGUUAAGCCAAAUUAGAUGGAAGUGUUCAAUUCAUUCGCGCAUUAACUUGAACUAAGUCUGUACAUAAAUAAACAAAAAAAACGAACAAACAUCCAUUUCAAUUUUCCGUUUGAACCAACAAAUUCCUCAUUCGAAACGCAUACUGAUGAAAUAAACGAGCAGUGUACAGAAAUACAGAAACGAAUAAACGAUUAUAGGCAGAAGAUGCAGAUCUAAUAGAACAGAUAAAUAAGCUGAUGCAAAGUUUGAAGAAAGAAGAGAAAAAAAAUGCAACGCCGGAUGUAAAAAUAGAAACGAAAUCGUGACACGGGGGUGUACAGAUUAUGGCGGGGUACGGGAAGCGGAAGCUUCGCUCACUUAAAAUGGAAAAGAAUUAAGAGCAAAACAAAAAGCGAACCACAGAGCGGACGACGAAAUUAAGGAAGAAGAACAAAUUUUCUGUCAAGUAUAUAUACAAUUAAAUAAUUUUUAAUAAAUUUAAUUAUUUUUCAUUACAAAUUAAA